AUGAUAUUCAGAGACUUAAUAAAAUCUUCGGUUGUCGCUCUUGGAGUGACAAACUCUGUGCUUGAGGUCGCUUCGAGCACCUCCUCAAGUGGAGACUCUCGAGCAACAGUUCCCAAUGACUUGACUUUAGGUGUUAAGCAGGUUCCUAACAUCCUCAAUGAUACUGCUGUUGAUGCUAACCAGGAAGCAAAGGGUUACACUUUGGUCAAUGUUACCUCCACACCAAGAGGAUUGACCGGUAUUCUCGAGUUAAAGGAGGCUACUAAUAUCUAUGGUUAUGACUUUGAUCAUUUGAACUUGACGGUGACUUACCAGUCUGACAAGCGUUUGAAUGUUCAUAUUGAACCAACAAACUUAACCGAUGUCUACAUUUUGCCUGAAGACUUGGUUGUGAAGCCAACUAUCGAAGGAGAUGUCAAUUCAUUCAAUUUCGAAGACUCUGACUUAGUCUUCCAGUACCACUCGGAUGACUUCUCGUUUGAAGUGGUUAGAGCUUCUACCGGAGAGGUUUUGUUUUCCACUGAUGGUAAUCCAUUGGUAUUUUCCAACCAAUUCAUUCAAUUCAACACCACUUUGCCAAAGGGGUAUGCAAUUUCUGGAUUAGGCGAGUCCAUCCAUGGUUCUUUGAGUUUGCCAGGAACUGUAAAGACUUUGUUCGCUAACGAUGUUGGUGACCCUAUCGACGGUAACAUUUACGGUGUUCAUCCUGUUUACUAUGACCAAAGAUACAAUUCAAAUACCACCCAUGGUGUCUACUGGAGAACAUCUGCUAUCCAAGAAGUCAUUUUUGAAGAACAAUCUUUGACCUGGAGAGCACUUUCUGGAGUUAUUGACUUAUACUUCUUCAGCGGUCCUGACCCUAAGGAUGUUAUUCAACAAUAUGUUUCAGAAAUAGGAUUGCCAGCUUUCCAACCAUACUGGGCUCUUGGAUAUCACCAGUGUAGAUGGGGUUAUCGUGAAAUCGAGGACUUGGAAGAUGUAGUAACCAACUUCAAGAAUUUCAAUAUUCCAUUGGAAACCAUCUGGUCUGAUAUCGAUUACAUGGACUCAUACAAGGAUUUCACAAAUGACCCACAUAGAUACCCAACUGACAAGUACCAGGACUUCUUGGACAAGCUACACAAGAACAACCAACACUAUGUUCCAAUCUUCGAUGCAGCAAUUUACGUUCCAAAUCCAAAUAAUGAAACUGACAAUGACUAUACCCCCUUCCAUGCCGGUAACGAAUCUGACAUCUUCCUUAAGAACCCAGAUGGCUCUUUAUACAUUGGUGCUGUUUGGCCCGGUUACACCGCUUUCCCAGAUUUCCUUGCUAACAAUACACAAGACUGGUGGAACGAGAUGUUUAAAGAAUGGCACGACAGAAUCCCAUUCGAUGGUAUUUGGUCCGAUAUGAACGAAGUCAGUUCUUUCUGUGUUGGUUCGUGUGGUACUGGCAGAUACUUUGAAAACCCAGCAGAUCCACCAUUCUUGGUUGGAGGCGAAGUUACUCAAUAUCCAUCAGGUUUCAACGUUUCGAACUCAACUGAAUGGAAGUCUAUUUCCAGUUCAAUUGCUGCUACAGCCACUACUUCUAAGCCCAGUCCAUCAAGCUCUUCUGCUUCAAUCGACUCCAUGAACACAUUGUUGCCAGGUAAGGGAAACAUCAACUACCCACCUUACGCUAUCAACCACGCCCAAGGUGAUCAUGAUCUUGCAACUCAUGCAGUUUCUCCAAAUGCAACUCAUGCAGAUGGCACUGUUGAAUAUGAUAUCCAUAAUCUCUACGGAUUCUUACAAGAAAAGGCUAUCCACGCUGCUUUGUUGGAAAUCUUCCCAAACAAGAGGCCAUUUAUUAUUGCCCGUUCUACCUUCUCCGGUGCUGGCCAUUACAUGGGUCACUGGGGUGGUGACAACAAUGCUGACUAUGACAUGAUGUACUUCUCUAUUCCUCAGGCAUUCAGCAUGGGUCUUUCUGGUAUUCCUUUCUUUGGAGUUGAUGUUUGUGGUUUCAAUGGAAACUCGGAUGCUGAAUUGUGCUCGAGAUGGAUGCAAUUGGGUUCGUUCUUCCCAUUCUACAGAAACCACAAUGUUUUGGGAGCCAUUUCUCAAGAACCAUACGUUUGGUCUUCUGUUGCUGAUGCCACGAGAACCUCAAUGGCUAUCAGAUACUUGUUGUUGCCAUACUACUAUACCUUGUUGCACGAAUCACAUGUUACUGGUUUGCCAAUCUUGAGAUCCUUGUCGUGGCAAUUCCCAUACGAGAAGAAGUACAACGGUAUCGACAACCAAUUGUUUGUUGGUGAUGCCUUGAUUGUUACUCCAGUUUUAGAACCAGGUGUCAACAAGACCAAGGGUGUUUUCCCAGGUGCUGGUGUCUCAGAAGUCUACUACGAUUGGUACACUCACGAAAAGCAAGACUUCAGAAAUGGAAAGAAUGAAACCUUGGCUGCACCAUUGGGUCACAUCCCAUUGCAUGUCAGAGGUGGUCACAUUUUGCCACUUCAAGAACCAGGCUACACUGUUGCUGAAUCCAGAGAGAAUCCAUUUGCAUUGCUUGUAGCUUUGGACAAUGAAGGUAAUGCUUCAGGAAAGCUCUACCUUGACGAUGGGGAAUCUUUGGAAAUUGAAGAAUCUUUGUAUGUUGACUUUGUUGCUCACAGCAAGCUGUUGACAGCAUCGAGUUUUGGAGAAUACAAUGUUUCGCAGCCAUUGGCCAAUAUUACCAUCUUGGGUGUGGAGAAGAAGCCUAAGCAGGUCGAAUUCGAGGAUUCAAAGGUCAAGUUCAGUUACGAAAAUUCAACUAUUUUCGUCACAGGUUUGGAAAAGUAUACCAAAGAAGGUGCUUUCGCUAAGCAAUUCACCCUUACUUGGUAA
This is a messenger RNA of Scheffersomyces stipitis CBS 6054, 2856 nucleotides long. It is a transcript of the gene GCA2, whose product is annotated as Gca2p. Gene Ontology annotation, molecular function: hydrolase activity, hydrolyzing O-glycosyl compounds; carbohydrate binding. Lineage: Eukaryota; Fungi; Ascomycota; Pichiomycetes; Serinales; Debaryomycetaceae. The record is from RefSeq and is a predicted model, not a curated record. The coding region runs from base 1 to 2856 and encodes 951 amino acids. Gene Ontology annotation, biological process: carbohydrate metabolic process. The transcript has 2 exons.